Messenger RNA from Parascedosporium putredinis, 1464 nucleotides. The record is from the annotation of a GenBank genome assembly. NCBI's taxonomy places the organism in Eukaryota, Fungi, Ascomycota, Sordariomycetes, Microascales, Microascaceae.
AUGAAGUUUGUUCAAAAAGAACCAGACUGGAUGGAGUCGGCCUCCUGCAAGCUAUUUGAAGCUGCCCGCCGAGGUGCCCUCCUUGAAGCCCAGAAUCAGCAUCAGAAGGAGCCAGAAGAGUCUAAAGCCACGAGCCGCACUAGCGACGAGAAAGCCUUGCCGCCAGAGGAACCCGGCAACAAACAACUAACAAAGUCAAAGUCUCUACCUACGGACAAGGCACCCUCUUCUUCUAAAUUGUACACGUUACCGUUUAAACCGUUGUCCGACUUGGGUGUCCGCCGUUCCACUCGAGCUACUCCUGGGUUCCAACGCCUUAGAAGUCGAGAGCCAUCACCACCGCAGUGGUCCAAGGCGAACAGGGCCUGGGAACGAUCGUGGGAUCAUUCGCUCGUGUAUCCGCGCACAGGGAGAGACAGGGCCACAGUCGACAGGGAUGAUAUCCAGCGACUCGACGAAGGGGAGUUCCUCAACGAUAACCUGAUUCUCUGCUACCUGCGGUAUCUUCAACUGAGAACCGAGGCUGAUAAUCCGGCCAUAUCGAGUCGCAUAUACUUCAUGAACACCUAUUUCUUCGAGACCCUCAAGCAGGGAAAGGGCUCAUCCAUCAACUACGACGGUGUGAAGAAGUGGACGUCUAAGGUCGACCUCUUUUCCUAUGAUUACAUUAUUGUGCCCGUGAACGAGAACGCGCACUGGUAUCUCUUGAUUGUCUGCAACCCCUAUAAGCUGCUACCCGCCGCACUUCACCCCGAGGUACCGGAAACGAGCUCUCUCGAAACAGAUAAUGCCCAUGACCGGCUGCCCGACACGCCCUCGGAAGUGCCCUUUUUCGUACUGAAAGAUGGCGAAAAAGAGUCGACCCAAGGGGAACCUCCGGCUUCUGAUAGCCAGGAGAUGAACAGCAAGGAUGCGGGCGAGUCAACAUCGUUUAAAGGCCGCCGAAAAUCCCACAAAGGCCACGCGCCUCCUAUUCGAAAGUACGAUCCUCAGGAUGCUCGCAUCAUCAGCUUAGAUUCCUUGGGCACGGCUCAUUCUCCGGCCUGCAGAAUGUUAAGAGAGUAUCUUCUGGAGGAGAUCAAGUUCCGGAAAAACAUGGAGCCUCCUCAACCGGGACCGAUCGGAAUGACGGCUAAGAAUAUCCCCCAGCAAAGUAAUUUCUGUGACUGUGGCGUCUUUCUUCUCGGCUACGUCGAACAUUUCCUUGCCAAUCCUGAUACUUUUAUCGCCACGCUCCUGCAGAAAGAAAAACCAACGUGGAGCGUUGACCCCUCGAAGCUUCGCGUCCAGAUUCGGGAGACGAUAUUCGACCUUCAUCGACAGCAAAAGGUGGAACUUAGCCUCGAGAACGAGAAGAAACGCCAAGACAAGAAGAGGAGAAACGCUAGUCUUUCGUCCAAGGCAUCUCUAGAUGAGUGUAGCAUUGAGCGGAAUCCCCUACCCCCAAGAGUAAGACACCCGUAA